CUUUAAAAAAAAAAUUAUAUCGUAGGUCGCCCUUAGUUACAUUUUUUUAUCAUUAUUUAGGUAAAGAUGGCAGCCUCCACCAAGGUCUUGAAAUUGAAAACAGUAGUUUCUCAUGGAAAACAGUGUUGUAGUAAAAUAUUUAUAAGGAAUGCUUCAUGGACCACCUUCUUUAAAAAGCCAAAAGAGGAAAUUGAAGCUAUGCCUAGAAAAAUUAAACCAUUUGAUGGACCAUCUACAACCUCUAGACUUCAAUCUCUAAAAAAGAAAACAGUCAGUUGUAGUGUUAGGGGUUACAAUCCUCCAGCUGAUGUUGAGGCUAAAAUUCUAUCAAUUGCAGCAACAAUUAUUGGUUUUCAGGUUGACAUGAGUUACCAGCUAAAUGAUAGGCUGAUUAAAUUUAAGCUGCUAACAAAACUGAUGGAAGAGUUUGAUCACAUCAUCCCUAACACUGAGUUGUGUGACUUGAACACACUAGCAAAUGUUGUCAGUUAUUUUGACACACCUGUCAGAGACACUACCUCAUUUGAUGACUUGGCACGACAGAAGCUGCCCAAGAAUUUACACAUUCAAUUGGAGCCAUUAAGAUUUGACCCAGAAACAGACACAUUUUUUGAUGGGAAAACAGCCUUUCCUAAUCGCCCAACGAUAGUUUCCAGUUUAAAGUACAGUAAAAAGUACAAAGGUCACUCUGGAGAAUCUAGAAAUGCCCGCAGUCUCACAAACUUUGAAGAACAGAAACAAUUAUUUGAAGAUGCUGAGAAAUUAAAUUAUACUGUGAAGAGUUCUUAAUAUUUUCUAUUUAUACAAUUAAAAUGAUGUGACUAAAUCUAAAUCAUUUUAUCUUUGUGUUUAUCUUAAACCAAAUGUAAUAGUACAGACAAUACAUUUAUUCUCUACACUUAUACUUAAUAAUAAUAUCUUUAUUAUCCUUGUGGAAAUUUGUCAAUUACAAUUGUGCAUUACAUAUAACAAAACAUUAUAACAAUAGCAAUCAAAGUAUAUGUUAUCAAAAUAUACACUAGUACCGGUAUCACACUUUCACUCAAACAUCACGUGAUGGAUUGUAUAUAACAAGAACAAGAGUUCUGUUCAAGUGUCUGCUUUUGUGAUGGUAUUUUUUAUGUUUUCUUUUAAGCUUUCUCAAGAAUAUUUUUAUUGAAUGCUUGCCAAUAAGUUGAGUUUGUGGACAGUGACCUUACUAACUGCAAUAGAAUUUUAUUAAGUUUCUAUUUUUUAAAUGCUCAGAUGAUGUUAAAACUCAAUAUACUGCAGAUGUGAGCAUAGUAAAACAUUUUUCUUAA
This is a messenger RNA of Biomphalaria glabrata, 1301 nucleotides long. Its product is annotated as 39S ribosomal protein L50, mitochondrial-like. The record is from RefSeq and is a predicted model, not a curated record. Gene Ontology annotation, cellular component: mitochondrion; mitochondrial large ribosomal subunit. NCBI's taxonomy places the organism in Eukaryota, Metazoa, Mollusca, Gastropoda, Planorbidae. The transcript is spliced from 4 exons. The coding region runs from base 67 to 789 and encodes 240 amino acids.